AUGAAGGAAUCGACUCCUCGGUGCGAGGAUGUGGCCGACAAACUGGUGCGACUGUUCGGAUGGAGACAGACAUACCCGGUGCAGAAACUUCAGAGGAGUAUACUACCUCAGACUAGUGCUGCGGGUCCAGAGACAUGGGUGGGAGUAAGAGCGUUGCGUGCCAGUUCAGGAGGUAUUCUGGACCCAGACGACCGCGUGCGGGAUGUGGCGGAUGACAGGGAAACCCUCACGGCUGAAUGCACCAGUCAAGCGCCACAGCCUCGCGCUGCGCAAGCAGAUGGCGCCAGUGGGUCUUCAGCCGGCACCGCCUCCCCUGACAUGUUUCGGGGAGGUGGCGGCGUCGGCGGCAGUAUGCGCGUCCCUGACACUGACUCAUGUGUCGAAGUCGGGGCGGCAGACUUGGAAGAUGGGGCGAAUGGUCUGCAAGUCCGGCGCGGGAGUGAACCCACGCUACACCAAGAUACCCUACCGCCUCAGAGACCGGUAUCAGAACAAACAAAGCGGUGGUCGGCCGCGGUGGUGUGCCGGGACGACAGUAGCAGAAUGACGCAGAAGGUGCAUCCGUUGCCGGACGGCCGGCCGCCUGACGUCGGCGUCGACCGACACGGACAACAUUUCCAAAGGCAAUCUAAUCGCCUAUCAAUGCAGUUUUCUGGGCCUGGUAGCGGUGUAUGGUUAGACGCAGCAGAGCGGGUCCAGAGCUAUGGCAGCAAAAGUCUUCCCAGAGACGCCCGAAGAGAGCCAUUAGGACAAGAUAUGCCAGUCAACAACCACCAGAAUCACAGGGUAGAAGACAUGCUCCGGUGGGUGUCAGGAGUGAACAAUGUAGCGAGUGUACAUCCUGUGCAAGAACGGCCUCUUGAUCUCUUACCCGAAGGGGGCAGCAGUGAACGCGCGAUAUCCGGAAUGGAGGUCCCAGUGAGUCCCAGCAGUAAGCCAGUAUCAGGCGCCACCCAAACAGUGGCCGUUACUUUAGUGAAGGGAGAGAAAGGCCUCGGGUUCACCAUCACCACCAGGGACAACCCCACAGGGGGACAUUGUCCUAUUUAUAUCAAGAAUAUUUUACCUAAGGGUGCAGCAGUAUCUGACGGUAGACUACGCGCGGGCGACAAGUUGGUGUCAGUGAACAACGUGUCAGUGUCCGGCCUCACGCAGCAACAAGUCGUCACCCUACUCAGGAACACUCCCACCGACUCCACUGUCGAGAUAGUCAUCGAAAGAACUGUACCUAAUCGGACACAGAGGGUCGAACCUCAACAAAGUCCGACGAAAUACGUGGAAAAGGCGAUAGGAACGCCAAUGAAUGCAGUAGAAGUCCCAAAGCCUUCAGAAAAUGGUCGAGUAUCAAGUAUAGUGAACGCCAUCAACCAGAACAACGUGAACAGUUCCAUGCGAGGCAGGAUACCUAAGAGCUCGUCGAAAGACGAUCUGCUGCAUAAGGAUAAUAGCAACGACAGCGCGCUGCAAGACGCUUUGAACUCUUCGUCUAAUUCCAUUCUUGGUCUCCGCAACCGGUUAAUACUUCGGCUGGACGUGCCGGUGCACGACUCGGAGAAGGCAGGGCUGGGCAUCAGUGUCAAGGGAAAGGUCACUGUUGGACCUGAUCCCCAGGACCUGGGCAUCUUCAUCAAGUCUGUGUUACAUGGAGGUGCGGCGUCUAGGGAUGGGAGAUUAUACACAAACGACCAGUUAUUAUCAGUGAACGGCGUGUCACUAGUAGGGCAGAGUAACGCGGAGGCAAUGGAGACGUUACGACGCGCGCUGCUACAUGCUCGGCCACAGCGCUCCGGGAGCAUCUCUCUCACUAUAGCUAGGAGGACUGACAGUACGGACAGCCUAGCAAGGUGGAAGGACGACACGCCUCCAAACGGCAACGACACAACAAAUUCUAACGAGAACUCUCAGAACUACAACACUGUCAUAUACAACGCGAGCAGUGACAAAGAGAACAAACCAGUAGACAAUUUCAACCAAAAAUAUGAUACCAAUCAAAACGAGGGCUUUGACAGCCACGACGGUAGGAGUAGCAAGAAACAUGCAUCCAUUAUAACUAUAAAUAACAACAAUAGUUGGGUUUCAAACCAAUCAGAUGACAGUAAAGGUUAUUUAGAAAGAGACAAAGAUAUGCCUCCACAUGAUAAUAAAAGAGAUAGCUUCGAAUGGAGCAGGCUUGAUGGCUGGAACCCUGUAAUAGACCGACUGACUGGAUUAAGAAAUGAGAGUUAUUACAUGGCAACACAAAUCGAUGCUCCUGUAACGAAAGGCCACCACUAUAGACAUAAUUUGGGACACGUACACAUGCCACGGUCGCCGCCUGCGCAUCAUAAUGUUAUUAUUGAAGAGGAUUAUGGUACAACGAGGGGUAGUGGCAGCGGUUGUGGCGGCGAGUCAGGCAGUGAGAGUGGCGCGGGGUUCAGUCGUGACGCGGUGGGCCGACGGUCCAUGUCGGAGAAGCGACACGCCGCGCUAGACGCCAAGAGUACUGGCACUUAUAAGAAAAUCAAGGAGACCAAAGCUAUCAAUGCAUUACAAGUAGGUCCAUCAUUAGGAAUGAGAAAAUCAUCAAGUUUGGAAUCUUUACAAACGGCGAUACAGGAGACGCAAAGAAAUCCGCGUAAUGAACCUAUUUAUGCACGAGCGCACCCACCUUUAAAAACGUGGUUAACGGACGACCAUCACGGACCGGACAUGAUCAGAGGCUCACCGCAGCAAUCGUCACUAUCACACAAGAAGCCAUCUAUACUCAAGUCGUUAUCAACUAUGUUUAGGAUAGGAAAACCUCACAAGAAGCCAGAAACAGAAGUUUACGGCAGAUCGCAGCCAGGCAGAGCUUCAGAGAAGUCACUGUCAAGGGAAGCGUUAGAGCGACAUAACAGAAUAGAAGAGAGGGAGAAAGAAGAAGAACCAACACCCAAACCACAACAGCAGAGAUCGGAAGUAUCCCACUCGCGCCAAGGCAGUAGUGGUAGCGGCGACCGCGCGCACAAGUCCGAGCGACGCGCGCCGCCGUACAGAGCUCCACCACAUCAACAACAUUCGCAGGGAAUGGACAGCGCGUGGGGUCCCACCGGUCACUACGUCAACUAUGAAGAAAUACAACAGAAUUUAAACGCGCGUCGCGAGAAGUUGAGCGAGGUGCAGAUAGGACAGAUGAGGAGACAGGUCAGCGCGCAGAGGGCCAAAGCAGAGGAAGAGAGUCGUCGGGCAGGGGCGGGUGGCUACCACUCACAGCGCUCCUGUAGAGAGGGGGGCGUGCGACCGCAGUCUAACUACUACGAGUACGAGACGGCGCCGCCGCGGAGACCAGGCAAGCUGUCCCACUACCACUGA
Messenger RNA from Spodoptera littoralis (African cotton leafworm), 3330 nucleotides. NCBI's taxonomy places the organism in Eukaryota, Metazoa, Arthropoda, Insecta, Lepidoptera, Noctuidae. The record is from the annotation of a GenBank genome assembly.